Molecule: messenger RNA, 681 nt
Organism: Tetrapisispora phaffii CBS 4417
Lineage: Eukaryota; Fungi; Ascomycota; Saccharomycetes; Saccharomycetales; Saccharomycetaceae
Exons: 1
Coding region: 1-681 (226 amino acids)
Source: RefSeq, a predicted model, not a curated record
AUGUCCCCUUUAAAAGUUGCUGUUUUUGGUGCUACCGGUAGAAUCGGUGGCAGAGUGAUGAACUUAUUGAUCAAAUCAGAUGCGUUUGCUCCACCUAUGGCUGUUGUCAGAAAGAAGGAACAAGUCGAACUCUUCAAGGAUGGUGCAACUGCUGCAGUGACUUCAAUUGUAGAGGCCACUGUUGCUGAGAUUGCCAAUACUAUCAAAGGCUACGAUGCUGUUGUUUUUGCUGCUGCUAAUUUCCGUGCUGGCGGUGAAAGUAGCGCUCUUUUGGUAGAUUUAGAUGGUUGCAAUAAAGUGGUUGACGCUUGUAAACUUGCAAAUGUUAAGAGAUUUGUUUUAAUUUCUGCAGUAAAAGCACAAGAUAGAGAUUUCUGGGAUGUGGUUCCAGGUUUCAAACCAUAUUACAUCAUUAAAAAUGCAGCCGACCAAUACGUAUUUCACUCAGACUUGGAUUACACAGUUAUUCAACCAGGUUGGUUCAACGAAAAUAAAGGAACUGGAAAGAUGUUGAAGAAACAAGAUUUAUCAAAAACUGAAAGUGAACAAUGGCCAAUAACAAUGGAUGAUGUUGCUCUCUCAGUUACUGAAUCGCUUCAACACCCCGAGUCUACAACUAGAAAAGUCAUUACUUUGAGUAACGGCGAUACCCCAAUGGCCGAAGCUUUCAAGACAUUUUAA